AGUGGAGACAUCUAUCUGCAGAAACAAAAAGUACUUAGCCCUAACAUCAAUUUACUUGGAGGCAAUGGCAAUAUAUGUGCACUUAUAUCCCUUUGCCUCCAAAUGACACAACAAAUUACGUUUUUUGUUUACAUGCGUGCGUGUGGUACUGCGUAUUUGUGACAGUUUUCUAAGCAGUAUUAUUGUUGUUUUUCGAAUAAUAACUGUUUACAAAAUAUAUCAGUUAAUUACUUGGUGUAAACUAAAUGACGGAUUUUGAGUUAGAUGAACCUGUCGAUGAUAGCGAUCUAGAUCGCGAUUACCACCCAGAAGAGGCAUCUACAUCGACUACUGAAGGAGAGUCGAAUGAAGGUGACACAGACAACAACCAGUCAACGCGUAGCAGGAAACGGAUCAGAAACGAGUCAUCUUGGGCACGGAAUAAAGCGAAGAAUGCCAGGAAUGGUGGUGGUGAAUUUAUAGGCCAUAGAAAAUUGCUAAAGCCAGCAAAAGCCGUUCAAAAUCUGGCAGAUCAUCAAUGUCGAUACGAGUGUAAGAGUUUUUCAAAUGAAGAUCGCCAACAAAUCUUUGAUGACUAUUGGAAUUUGGAGUCAUGGAAUCUACAAACGGCAUUCCUUACCGCAUGUAUGGAAACACAUGCACCUAAAAAAGUAACUGUUGAGCCACGUAAUACGAAGUAUUUAUCAGGCGAACUAAGCAUUCACAAAAUGUAUACCCUUUAUUUGCAGUAUUGCCGGGACAAUAAUAUUCAAAACCCUGUUAAGGAGAGCUUCUAUAGAUAUAUUUUUACAACGAAAUUUAAUCUGCGUUUCAAACGGCCCUAUACUGAUACAUGUACAAUAUGCGAUACACUUGAAAAUAAAAUCAGUAAUGACAUUAAUCCUGAGGUUGUGAAUGAUAGUAAAGUUCAGAAAGAGAUUCACUUACGAAAAGCUGAAAAGGCUAGAAUUAAUCCUAAUACUGUAAAUGCAAUAUGUUUUGAUCUUGAAAAGACUCUCCCUACGCGUGGAUUAACCUGUAGUAAGGUGUACUAUCUCAGGCAACUGUGGACUUAUAAUUUUGCGGUAAAUAAUCUUGCAAAUGAUCAGGCAUCAAUGUUUAUGUGGCACGAGGGUGAAGCGUUUAGGGGAUCCCAAGAAAUUGGAUCAUGUCUAUUGAAAUAUGUUCAGCAACUUCCUAAUUCAAUAGAACAUAUCAUCGCAUUUAGCGAUAAUGCAGGGGAUCAAAAUAAAAAUCACAACAUCAUAAAAUUCUGGAGACAUAUUGUUCAGACAACAUCAGUUUGUACAGUUGACCAUAAAUUUUUAGUUUCUGCUCACUCCUAUAUGGAGUGCGACCAAGAUUUUGGACUAAUCGAAAAGUCAAAGAAAAAAAACCAAUAUAUUUUUGUCCCCGAUGAUUGGAACAAAGUAGUACCUCUAGCAAGUCGAAAGUUUACUGUUGUUUACGAAUGAGAAAUGAAGAUUUUGUGUCAGUUGAAGAAAUGAAAAAAGGGAUAAAAGACAGUAUUCCAGGAAUACGUAGUAUUCAGUGGUUCCGACUGGAAAAAGAUAAACCCCACAUACUUCAAUACAAAAACAGUUUGAAUGAGGAUAUGGAUUUUGAGUAUUUUGACCUUAGAAAACAGAAAAAGGGUCGUCCAAAUAUCCAAUUUGAGCUUAAGUUGUUGCAUCCUGAGCCACCAUCUAUAAAAACCGCAAAAUACGAGAACCUUCAGCAACUCCUUCAGUUUAUUCCUCCUAUAUACCAUAACUUUUAUUCAUCACUAAAACACCAAGGAACCGCGAAAAAAACUAUAGCCUCAGCGACAAACGAAAAUGGAGAAGAAAGAAGCGAGGCCACCACUAGCCAAAGAUACACAGUUGCAGAAAAUUCUGAAUAUGUUUCAGCUGAAUGGGAAUCCGAUGAUGAAUAGAAGGAGCGAGUGUUGUGAUCUACAUUAAAACUUUUAAAAAUGUUUAGUUUUGUAACUUUUGUAUUCAUUGACUUUUUGUCAAUAAACUUUCGAUUUCAUCAGUCUGUUAUUUUACUAUUUUAUAAUAAUUUACGAUCCCCCUUUACAAAAUGGCUUGCAUUCAUUUUAGCAAUCAUAGGUAAAGAAAUAAAGCAGAUUAUAAUGUAAGUAAUAUUCAAAAAUAAAGUGUUAAAUAAAAAUAAUUCCACUCUUAGAUGCAAAGGGGUGUAAGUGAUACGCACCUUUACUUUAAGCCCUGUAUUCAUCAAAUUACCAACUUAAAUGCAAAUAAUCUUUACAUACAUUAGAAAGUUAGAAAAAAAUAGGUUGAUUCUAUUUAA
This is a messenger RNA of Anthonomus grandis grandis, 2295 nucleotides long. RefSeq lists its product as uncharacterized. The record is from RefSeq and is a predicted model, not a curated record. NCBI's taxonomy places the organism in Eukaryota, Metazoa, Arthropoda, Insecta, Coleoptera, Curculionidae. The coding region runs from base 246 to 1454 and encodes 402 amino acids. The transcript is spliced from 2 exons.